This is a messenger RNA of Cadophora gregata, 435 nucleotides long. RefSeq lists its product as uncharacterized. The coding region runs from base 1 to 435 and encodes 144 amino acids. The transcript has a single exon. The record is from RefSeq and is a predicted model, not a curated record. Lineage: Eukaryota; Fungi; Ascomycota; Leotiomycetes; Helotiales; Ploettnerulaceae.
AUGAAGCAUCCCAUGUCCACCACCCUGGUCGAGUAUACAUCAACUCUGCUAGCGACAUUAUAUGUGUCCCUUAAGGUCAUGUUUCUUGGGGGAAUCAUACGAAAGGGAUGUAUCGCGUGGAAAUUAUGGUCUUCGAUACCUCUGUCACUGAGUUUAAGUCACGAGCUUCGACGAAUCGCAGUCCCGAAACGUGAAGUCGAUGGUCACGGACUCAUGUGGCUCCUCGCAUCCAAUCAAUCCAUCACCGAAGUGAUUCUAUACUCGGAGCCCGACGAACUUAAGAAGCUGGUGGCGGAACCAUGGAAGAGUGGCAAGAAGGCUUCGUUUGAGCUAGUCAAGACCUACGAACAUAUUGAUAAAUCGAAGACUAAAAAGCGAAACAAACAAAGAAAAGGGGAGAGCCUGCUUGAGGACUAUCCCCUAAGCUGCCGUUAA